CGUCAAUUGACUGUAGUGGAAUUAGGUUGUAAUUCGAUCCCUUUAAACUUACUCUGACCAUUGUUUUUCUUAACAAUUGUGGCUAUGAGUUGUGGAUUCGUUACCUGCGGCCCUAACGAGGCCCUCGUAGUUUCAGGAUACUAUAAACAUACUAUACUAUCGUGUUCAGUUUUUCCUCAUCGAUUUCCGACUUAUUCAGAACUCCUAUCUUUAAGGAUGCUGCUACAGCAAACCUCUUUUGGUACCCGGUGGCCGGGUAUUUGUAUGGCCCAUCGUCCAGCAAGUGCAAAAAAUUUCGCUAAACACUAUGACUUUACAAGUCGAAAGUCCAACUGUGUAUACGUGUCAAGGAGUUCCAAUAUCUGUAACUGGGAUUGCACAGGUUAAGAUACAAGGACAAAAUGAAGAAAUGCUUUCCACUGCAUGCGAACAGUUUCUUGGGAAGUCUGAAGAAGAAAUUCAUAACAUCGCCCUUGUUACAUUAGAAGGACACCAACGGGCAAUAAUGGGAAGCAUGACUGUGGAGGAGAUAUACAAGGAUCGUAAAAAAUUUAGCAAAGAAGUUUUCGAAGUGGCAAGCAGUGAUUUGGUCAACAUGGGCAUCACAGUCGUGUCAUAUACAUUAAAAGAUAUUCGAGACGAGGAAGGAUAUCUGAAAGCCCUUGGAAUGGCGCGAACAGCUGAAGUAAAACGAGAUGCAAGAAUGGGAGAGGCAGAAGCUCGCAAAGACUCCCAGAUUCGCGAAGCUAUGGCCGAGGAACAAAGAAUGGCUGCCCGUUUCCAAAACGACACCGAGAUCGCUAAAGCACAACGAGAUUUUGAAUUGAAAAAGGCCGCUUAUGAUGUCGAAGUGCAAACUAAAAAAGCAGAAGCAGAGAUGGCCUACGAGUUACAAGCAGCUAAAACUAAACAGAGAAUUAUGGAGGAACAGAUGCAAGUGAAGGUGGUAGAACGUGGACAAGAGAUCGCGGUCCAAGAACAAGAAAUGUUGAGACGUGAGAAAGAAUUGGACGCAACUGUACGACGACCAGCCGAUGCCGAAAAGUACAGAUUGGAAAAAAUGGCCGAGGCUAAUAAAUUGCGUCUAGUAAUGGAAGCUCAAGCAGAAGCAGAAGCUAUAAAGAUUCGUGGCGAUGCGGAAGCAUUUGCUAUUGAAGUUAAAGCUAAAGCAGAGGCAGAGCAGAUGGAAAAGAAGGCUGCUGCAUGGAACGAAUACAAGAGUGCUGCUAUGAUUGAUAUGAUGCUCGAUACUCUUCCAAAGGUCGCUGCUGAAGUUGCAGCUCCGCUAUCGCAAGCAAAGAAGAUAACGAUGGUUUCUAGCGGAAACGGAACGAUUGGAGCAGAGAAAUUAACCGAGGAAGUUCUUAGUAUCGUCACUCGUGUACCAGAAUUGGUGAAAAAUUUAACAGGCGUCGACAUUGCGAAGUCUGUUCAUGCUGCAUAAACACGAUGUAUGAGAAUUUUGAAUGCUCUCUGGCCACGUCCGUACUCGUACGAUGUAUUUAACGAAUCUUUGAUAUAUAUACACUUAUUUUAAAUAUGCUGUUGCAUAUUAGAGUCAAUUUCUAAGUUUCAACUUAACGAUAUUUCGUUGAACAAGGUAUUAAGUACUUUCACUGCCAUUUACUUGGAUGUAAUACGAAUGAAUUUUAAUUAGUGCCAAUUUUGAAUAUAUAUAAUAUAUUUUGAAAGCAGGUAAAUUCAAAUUGGUAUGCAUUUACGAAAAUAGAUUACAGAUUGUGAAUAUAUUCGCACAAGACUCAUAUCCUAUCAUUCCAUUUGAAUGCAAUAGUUGUAAAUACCUACGCUACAAAGGCAGUGAAUGUAUGUAUUAUUUAACCAAAAUUAAGCACCAAUUGCAAUACUAUACAUACUAUUAUUUUUUAAUGUUAGCUUUUCAUUUUUAAUCACUAUUUUAUGCACUUAGAUGAGAAGAGAACAAUAUAUCGAAAUAUAUCUUUUUGAAUUUCA
Messenger RNA from Hylaeus anthracinus, 1971 nucleotides. RefSeq names its product flotillin-1. The transcript has 10 exons. Lineage: Eukaryota; Metazoa; Arthropoda; Insecta; Hymenoptera; Colletidae. The record is from RefSeq and is a predicted model, not a curated record. The coding region runs from base 308 to 1444 and encodes 378 amino acids. Gene Ontology annotation, biological process: positive regulation of cell-cell adhesion mediated by cadherin; regulation of receptor internalization; positive regulation of endocytosis. Gene Ontology annotation, cellular component: plasma membrane.